Molecule: messenger RNA, 1038 nt
Organism: Pochonia chlamydosporia 170
Lineage: Eukaryota; Fungi; Ascomycota; Sordariomycetes; Hypocreales; Clavicipitaceae
Exons: 3
Coding region: 1-1038 (345 amino acids)
Source: RefSeq, a predicted model, not a curated record
AUGAUUCCUGGAGAAAUACCACAAGCUGCUUUGGCGUAUAAGAGCGCUGUCAUUUCUAGAGACCCUUGGAAUACAGGCCACAGUGCAUUACUUGAUUCAUAUACCAAUGAUGGCUUUGGAAAUGCAAUCUAUUCCUCUCCAAGCACCAUGAACUACUCUGGCAACUCUUAUAGUCAGAGCAGAGCCAUUCCGAGAAGCGCCAACUGCUACUCGCGGGCUGAUGCUUUGUCCUCUGCUUCGUCAACCUAUGGGCUACGAGCUCCUGUCGCAGCACCCUCAACCACCGGACAUGCCUUCAGUGCUUAUAAGAGCCCAAGCAAGACGUCAAAUUGGGACAGUCAAGAGCGAUAUUCUCCCACGGGCUCUCUCGAGGAGAUUGUUGCGUCACCCAACUUGUCUGACUACUCUGUGGAAAACGGUAUAGGAUUGAGCAGCCCGCAGCAGAAGUCUCGCCAGAGUGGCAAACGAGGAUCCCAGCGCCGACCAUCCAACCGAGACGAGUUUGACGGUCCUCACCAGUUCUUACAGCGUCCGCCACAGGAGAUUAUUGACAUGCAGGAAAGGGAACUGCCACACCUCCCGACCAACCUGCAUGUUCAAGAGCAGGACACUGUGUUGAACCAGGUCAACGACCGGCUGUCACAGUGCGCGUUUGACUUUGUCGCCAAGUACCAGUUCCCUAUCCCCCUCACACAAGACAUGCGGCCCGUGGAACGCCCACAGGACCGUGAAUGGACGGAGUGGGUGUACCUGCUCAAGAGGCUCGCGACCAAGCGACGCAUCCCGGCGAGAGUGUUAUACAAUGGACAGAUUAAGCAAUUCGUCACCAUUUUAGAAAACUCUCUCGAGAUGCGCCAUGCGGCCAAACACCAAAGUCGCCCUUUGAAAGACGACCGAAAUAUUCUGCAGCUCAUCUCUGCAGGCAUUCAAGUCGCCAAGAUUUUAAAGGAUGCAUCGGCCAUGGAUUACUUGGACCGAUUAUACGUUGAAACAGAAGCACGGAUUCAGGAACGCGCCAAGCCGCGAUUCCGAUCCUAA